Messenger RNA from Prunus dulcis (almond), 670 nucleotides. Its product is annotated as photosystem II repair protein PSB27-H1, chloroplastic. The record is from RefSeq and is a predicted model, not a curated record. The transcript has a single exon. Bases 128 to 652 code for a protein of 174 amino acids. NCBI's taxonomy places the organism in Eukaryota, Viridiplantae, Streptophyta, Magnoliopsida, Rosales, Rosaceae. Gene Ontology annotation, cellular component: chloroplast thylakoid lumen; photosystem II. Gene Ontology annotation, biological process: photosystem II repair; photosystem II assembly.
GGACCAGAAACUAAGAUAAGGUGAUAAGCACACGUGGCACAAACCCAAUUACUGCUCUACUCCUACAAACACAAAAAUCUCUCUCCUCCCAAUCCUCUCUCCCUCCACUCCCCCAACUUACCAAACCAUGGCCUCAACCACGCUCCUAACUCCCACAUCUAAACUCAAAUCCCUCCCUCCAAUCAAGGCCACCAAACCCACCACCACGGCCACCACCACAACCACAAUUCCACAACCCCGCCGCCGCGAAUUCUUAUCUUUCGCGGCUGCGGCAGCAGCAACUCUGUCGUCACCAGCAUGGCUUUUCCCACUGACACCAUCCGCAUUUGCGGCUUCUGACGAAGAAUACGUUAAGGAAACAGAGGAGGUGAUCAGCAAGGUGAGAAACACCAUUAACAUGGACAGGAAUGAUCCCAAUGUGGCUUCUGCUGUGGCUGAGCUCAGAGAGACAUCAAAUUCUUGGGUGGCUAAGUACAGGCGGGAGAAGACUCUGCUUAGCAGGGCCUCUUUCAGAGACAUGUAUUCGGCAAUCAAUGCAGUGUCAGGGCAUUAUGUUAGUUUUGGACCAACAGCUCCACUUCCGGCCAAGAGAAAGGCGAGGAUUUUGGAAGAGGUGGAAACUGCAGAGAAGGCCUUAUUAAGAGGCAGGUAAAUUCAAAAACAAAAAACA